Molecule: messenger RNA, 1558 nt
Organism: Poecile atricapillus (Black-capped chickadee)
Lineage: Eukaryota; Metazoa; Chordata; Aves; Passeriformes; Paridae
Product: platelet endothelial aggregation receptor 1-like
Exons: 3
Coding region: 456-1493 (345 amino acids)
Source: RefSeq, a predicted model, not a curated record
CUCCCUGAAGGUAGGAAACAUUAGGAUUGCACUGACACCUCCCAGCUGAAUCUGGGGUCAAUUCUUUUGUGGAAGAAAGUUUUUGAAAUGAUGGAGCAGCACUAGAGGUUGGGCCUGGCAGAGGGUGCUGGUGGAAGAACAGGCAGCUGUUACUCCAUGACCACUACAAACUACUUAGCCACGACAUGGGAGGACAGAAAUCACUGCCUGACUAUGACAGGAUGAGCAAUAAUGUUAUUCAUUCCCAAAGCAUGGCGUGGAGGAGGCUACCCCUCCUCGAAUUUAUUGAGGGGCUUUAAAGAGCAGCAUUAACCUGCCUGUCGCAUUGUAAUUGAAUUCGCUCUAAUUUAAACCAGAGAAAUUUGAGGAGUUCAUCCUUCUUCAAUCAAUAAGCUCCCCUUCAGCGACCCAUUUCAAGAUCGCUUCAUAAAAAAUAACGCGCUUUGUUGGAAUAAAUGUGCUCACCCUGGCAGAGCUCAGAGCUGCUUCCACAGGCUCCUCUCUGGAGAAGGGGGCCGUGCUCGCAGCCAUCGAUCCACCAGCACCCCCUCCACAAAGGCACCGCUUGGGUUUGGUCAGGGAACCUUCCCCUGCUCUACAGGAGGUGCCGAUGCUCUGGAGCAGAGCCAGGUGUGUGCACCUGCACUCUCAGGUGUGUGCUCCUGCAUGCUCAGGGGUGUGCAACCCCAUGCUCAGGUGUGUGCACCUGCACGCUCAGGUGUGUGUACCUGCACGCUCAGGGGUGUGUACCUGCACACUCAGGUGUGUGCUCCUGCACUCACAGGGGUGUGCUCCUGCACUCACAGGUGUGUGCUCCUGCACACUCAGGUGUGUGCUCCUGCACUCUCAGGGGUCUGAACCUGCACGCUCAGGUGUGUGUACCUGCACUCUCAGGUGUGUGCUCCUGCACGCUCAGGUGUGUGUACCUGCACACUCAGGGGUGUGCACCUGCACGCUCAGGUGUGUGCUCCUGCACGCUCAGGUAUGUGUACCUGCACGUUCAGGGGUGUGAACCUGCACACUCAGGUGUGCACUUGCACGCUCAGGUGUGUGCACCUGCAUGCUCAGGGGUGUGCUCCUGCACGCUCAGGUGUGUGCACCUGCACGCUCAGGUGUGUGUACCUGCACUCACAGGGGUGUGCACCUGCACGCUCAGGUGUGUGUACCUGCACGCUCAGGUGUGUGCACCUGCAUGCUCAGGUGUGUGUACCUGCACGCUCAGGUGUGUGUACCUGCACGCUCAGGUGUGUGCUCCUGCAUGCUCAGGUGUGUGCUCCUGCACGCUCAGGUGUGUGCUCCUGCACGCUCAGGUGUGCACCUGCACGCUCAGGUGUGUGCUCCUGCACACUCAGGUGUGCACCUGCACGCUCAGGGGUGUGCUCCUGCACGCUCAGGGGUGUGCUCCUGCACGCUCAGGGGUGCUCCUGCACGCUCAGGUGUGCCCUUGCGCCUCCCAGGGCUGCAGGAACCGGCCAGGCUGGAGUAAGGAAUAAGGAACUGAGAGGUGCUGGGCCAGCCUUCUCCGAACGCUAAGGGCUCAGGAUGUGAGGAACAAGAG